CCAGUCAUUAUCAAAUGUACGUCACACAUUUAAGGCAAAAGUAAAGAUGAGUAUGUUCUAAUUUAUACCAACAUUGUUUUCAAUACACCACCUUUAUGUUUUGUCUGAUAGUCAAGCUUCCUGUGUGUUGUUUUUAAUUUGUUUUUUUAAUUUGUUAUUUUAAAUGUAUUUAUUUUUUGUGUUCUAAUUAAAGUUGUUUAUUAGUGUUUAAAUAGUUUAAAUAUGUUUAUUUUUGUAUUUAUAUUUGCACACUUUGUACUAAGCAGCAUCUUCUCCCAAACCGAUCUUCGUACUUCCUGUUCUGUGUCACUCUCGCGGCAAAAGCAGACCGCGCCAAAAUAGGAAAACAACGCGAAUAAGGGGCAAUCCAUCUGGGUUACUUUUACUCUCAGUAACGUUAAAUGUCCAGUUAAACACAGGUGUAUGGUGCUGUGUGGUCAAGGUUUAACUUGUGUGACUGCGCAUAAAGCAACAUGGUGCUCCAAAACAGUGGACGAUUCAAAGCUGACCGAGGAGGACAAAGUGGCGGAGAUCAGGAAAACCAGGAUGAUGGAUCGUCAGUGUCAGCUAUCAAGAGGCUUGAGCAGAGCCAGUUUACAGAUGAGAUGGACUCUCGUUUUGGCUUUGAUAGAAUCCAAGAACCAGGGGAGAAGACUGGCUGGCUUAUUAACAUGCAUCCAACUGAGAUCCUGGAUGAAGACAAGCGACUCGUUAGUGCUGUGGACUAUUAUUUCAUUCAGGAAGAUGGGAGCAGGUUUAAGGUUGCCCUUCCUUUUAAACCAUAUUUUUAUGUAGCAACUAAAAAGAACUGUGAGAGGGAAGUGAUCUCUUACCUUUCAAAGAAGUUUCAAGGAAAAAUGGCAAAGCUGGAAAUGGUCCCCAAAGAAGACCUAGACCUGCCGAACCACUUAGUUGGGCUUAAAAGAAACUAUAUCAAACUUACCUUCAACACCAUGGACGAUCUUAAUAAAGUCAGACGGGAGAUUGCACCAGCAGUACGUAAAAACAGAGAGAAAGAGCAGUCCAAUGAUGCAUACACCUCAAUGUUAUCAAGUGCUUUGUCAGGUGGCAAUGUGAUGUCAGUCGAUGAAGAAGCAAUGGCCAAAAGUAUCUCUGAACAACUGGACAACAUUAUAGAUAUGCGAGAGUUUGAUGUACCCUACCAUGUGCGUGUGUCAAUUGACUUGAAGAUACAUGUGGCUCACUGGUACAAUGUUCGAUACAGAGGUAGCUCCUACCCACCUGAGAUUGUACGAAGAGAUGACCUUGUUGAGCGGCCAGACCCUGUUGUUUUAGCAUUUGACAUAGAGACCACAAAACUUCCGCUGAAAUUUCCAGAUGCAGAGACUGAUCAAAUCAUGAUGAUUUCAUAUAUGAUUGAUGGUCAAGGGUUUCUUAUCACAAACAGAGAGAUUGUGUCAGACAACAUAGAGGAUUUUGAAUUUACUCCUAAACCAGAGUAUGAAGGUCCCUUUACUGUCUUCAAUGAAGAUGACGAGGUCGCCCUUCUUAAGCGUUGGUUUGAUCACGUUCAAGAGACAAAACCAAACAUUUUUGUGACUUACAAUGGAGACUUCUUUGAUUGGCCUUUUGUGGAAACACGGGCAUCCCUUCAUGGACUGAGCAUGUACAGAGAGAUUGGUUUUCAGAAAGAUAGCCAAGGGGAAUAUAAAUCUAGCCAGGCCAUUCACAUGGACUGCUUAAAAUGGGUAAAAAGAGAUAGCUACUUGCCCGUUGGAAGUCAUAAUCUGAAGGCAGCAGCCAAAGCUAAACUAAGCUAUGAUCCUGUAGAGUUGGAUCCAGAGGAAAUGUGUCGCAUGGCAACUGAGGAGCCUCAGACAUUAGCCACUUACUCCGUGUCUGAUGCAGUCGCAACUUACUACCUCUAUAUGAAGUAUGUUCACCCCUUUAUCUUUGCGCUGUGCACGAUCAUUCCAAUGGAACCAGAUGAGGUGCUGCGUAAGGGCUCUGGAACACUGUGUGAAGCUUUGUUGAUGGUCCAAGCCUUCCAUGCCAACAUCAUCUUCCCAAACAAACAAGAGCAAGUUUUUAACAAGCUGACUGACGACGGCCAUGUUUUGGACUCAGAAACUUAUGUGGGUGGUCACGUGGAGGCGCUUGAGUCUGGGGUUUUCCGCAGUGACAUUCCCUGUCGCUUUAAAAUGAACCCGGCAGCGUUUGACUUCUUGUAUCAGAGAGUUGAGCGCACAAUGCGUCAUGCCAUUGAGGAGGAAGAGAAAAUGCCUUUAGAACAGGUUACAAACUUUAAUGAGGUUUGUGAUGAUAUAAAAAAGAAGUUGACAUCCCUUAAAGACGUUCCUAAUAGGAUUGAGUGCCCUCUUAUUUAUCAUCUGGAUGUUGGUGCCAUGUAUCCCAACAUUAUUCUGACCAACCGCCUCCAGCCAUCUGCAAUGGUUGAUGAGGCCACCUGUGCUGCUUGUGACUUCAAUAAACCUGGAGCCACUUGUCAGAGGAGGAUGACCUGGCAAUGGAGAGGAGAAAUCAUGCCUGCCAGUCGCAGUGAAUUCCACCGUAUUCAGCAGCAGCUGGAGUCUGAGAAGUUUCCUCCAUUUUUCCCCAAUGGUCCUCCUCGAGCAUUUCAUUCACUAAACCGAGAGGAACAGGCCAAACAUGAGAAGAAACGUCUGGCAGAUUAUUGCAAAAAGGCCUAUAAGAAGGUACAUGUAACCAGGCUGGAGGAGCGAAUCACCACUAUCUGUCAAAGAGAGAAUUCUUUCUAUGUUGAUACGGUCAGAGCCUUCAGAGAUCGGCGAUAUGAUUUCAAAGGACUUCACAAGGUCUGGAAGAAAAAACUGUCCGCAGCCCAAGACAGUGGCGAUGCAGCAGAGGUGAAACGCUGUAAGAACAUGGAGAUUCUGUACGAAUCUCUGCAGCUGGCACACAAGUGUAUUCUCAACUCUUUUUAUGGAUAUGUAAUGAGGAAAGGGGCACGCUGGUACUCCAUGGAGAUGGCUGGUAUUGUGUGUCAUACUGGAGCCAACAUCAUCACACAGGCCAGAGAGCUCAUUGAACAAAUAGGGAGACCCCUUGAGUUGGACACAGAUGGUAUCUGGUGUGUCCUUCCUAACACUUUUCCGGAGAACUUUGUUGUGAGGACAAGCAAUGAGAAAAAGCCUAAGGUGACCAUUUCGUAUCCUGGGGCCAUGCUGAAUAUAUUGGUAAAGGAAGGAUUCACUAAUAACCAAUAUCAUGAAUUGGUUGACCCUGUAUCUCUCACUUACAACAUCAAAUCGGAGAACAGCAUCUUCUUUGAGGUGGAUGGACCAUAUCUGGCCAUGAUCUUGCCUGCCUCUAAAGAGGAAGGUAAAAAGUUGAAGAAAAGGUAUGCUGUGUUUAAUGAAGACGGCUCUCUAGCUGAGCUCAAAGGUUUUGAAGUGAAAAGAAGAGGAGAACUGCAGCUCAUUAAGAUCUUUCAGUCGUCAGUUUUUGAGGCUUUCCUUAAAGGUACAACUCUAGAUGAGGUAUAUGCAUCUGUGGCCAAAGUGGCAGAUUACUGGCUGGAUGUACUCUACAGCAAGGCUGCCAAUAUGCCAGACGCGGAGCUGUUUGACCUGAUUUCUGAGAAUCGAUCAAUGUCUAAAAAGCUGGAGGACUAUGGGGAACAGAAGUCGACGUCUAUUAGCACUGCAAAAAGACUAGCUGAGUUUCUGGGAGAUCAAAUGGUGAAAGAUGCUGGUUUGAGCUGUAGAUUUGUUAUUUCUCGAAAACCUGAAGGGUCCCCUGUUACUGAGAGAGCAAUUCCUUUAGCCAUCUUCCAAGCAGAGACUAGUGUGAGAAAACAUUUCCUUCGAAAAUGGUUAAAAAUGCCAAGUCUACAUGACCUGGAUAUUCGCUCGAUUGUUGAUUGGAGUUACUACAUAGAAAGAUUGGGCAGUGCUAUUCAGAAAAUCAUCACAAUCCCAGCAGCUCUGCAACAGGUGAAGAAUCCUGUACCGAGAGUCAGGCAUCCUGACUGGCUCCAUAAAAAACUUCUUGAAAAAAAUGACAUUUACAAGCAAAAGAAAAUCAGUGAGCUUUUUACCAGCGAGGGUAAGAGACAGGUGGCUCACCAGCUCUUCAACCAAGGAGAGACUCCUGACAUUGAGGAUUUUGGGAUGCCAAAACCCAUUCAGCCAGCCAUUCUCAUCAGUACAAAGAGGAAGCGGUCUUCACAGGGAGAGGACAGCCAGGCAGAGUCUCAGGACCUGAACCUCACACAGUCAUGGAGAGAGAUACUGGGUCCUCCUCCACCCAUGGGAUCCACAAAGGAACAACAUCUGGUUUGGCUGCGAUAUCAUAAGAAAAAGUGGGAGCUGCAGCUGAGACAGAGAAAGGAGAGGAAGAAGAAGAGGAGACUGUUGGAUGGAGAAGCUCAAUCGACAGGAGGAGUGAUCAGAGAGGGACCCAUCACCGGACUGGGGAGUUUUCUACGAAGAACGGCACGUAGCAUCUUAGACAUGCCCUGGCAGAUUGUGCAGAUUGCAGAAACCAAUCACCCUGGCUUAUAUAAACUAUGGGCUGUGAUAGGGAAUGACCUUCACUGCAUGAAGCUUAACAUUCCUCGAGUUUUUUAUGUCAAUCAGAAGGUUCCAAAACAGGAAGAGGGUACCACUUAUAAAAAGGUGAACCGCAUGCUUCCGCGCUCUAACAUGGUGUAUUACCUUUAUGAGUACACUGUACCAGAGGAUAUGUACCAGGAGCACAUCAACCAAAUAAAUGCUGACCUAUCUGCACCUGAUAUUGAAGGAGUCUAUGAAACACAGGUCCCGCUGUUGUUCCGGGCUUUGGUGCAGCUUGGUUGUGUUUGCAUGGUCAAUAAGCAUGUAGUGCGGGACCUGGCUGACAGGGAGGCUGACACGUAUGACCUGGAGUAUCUAGAGAUGAGAUCUUUGGCACAGUUCAACUAUCUGGAACCAGGGAGUGUUCGCCAUAUGUACCUGUAUCAUCACAGCCAGGGGCAAAAGGCACUCUUUGGUCUUUUCAUCCCAUCUCAGCGCAAAGCUAGUGUAUUCAUCCUAGAUACAGUUCGAAGCAAUCAGAUGCCCAGCCUGAAUAACUUGUACAGUGCUGAGCGCACUGCACUUCUGGAGAAAACGACAGAGGAGCUCCUUCCACCAGAGAAACAUAUCUUUGAAGUUCGAGCUGAAAGUGAUGUCAAGACCAUCUACCGCGCACUGCAGCGCAUAUUGUUAAAUUACAAGGAGGAACGUCGGGGGCCCACGCUCAUUGCAGUCCAGUCAAACUGGGACUUGCGGCGCCUGGUUGCAGGGAUGACAGUGCUGGAGGAAUUUCCUGUUGUUCCAGUCCAUGUCAUAGAUGAAAUCAACUAUAAUGUCCUUGACUGGCAAAGACAUGGUGCCCGACGCAUGAUUCGCCACUACCUCAAUCUGGACAGCUGUCUGUCACAGGCCUUUGACAUGGCUAGAUAUUACCACUUGCCAGUAGGAAAUCUGCCACAGGAUAUCUCUAUCUUUGGGUCUGAUUUGUUCUUGGCAAGACACCUUCGAAAGCACAACCACCUGCUAUGGCUUUCACCCACCUCCAGACCAGAUCUGGGCGGGAAAGAGGUUGACGACAGCCGCCUGGUCAUGGAAAGUGAUGACAGGAGCUCAGUAGAAAUCAAUGCACAGGGAUGUUACUCCACAGUUUGUAUAGAGCUUGAUUUACAAAGCUUGGCAGUUAACACCAUCCUCCAAUCACAACAUGUAAAUGACAUGGAGGGUGGGGCCAGUCUGGGUGUAAGUUUUGACGUGAUCCAGCAAGCAUCUUUGGAAGACAUGAUGUCUGGAAACCAGGGAACAAGUGCAUUGGCAAGCUACGACGAGACAGCACUUUGCUCCAACACUUUCAGGAUCUUGAAAAGUAUGGUGGUAGGAUGGGUCCGGGAGAUCACACAGUACCAAAAUGUGUACGCAGACAACCAGGUGAUGCACUUUUAUCGAUGGCUGCGGUCCCGUAGCUCUCUGCUCUAUGAUCCUGCACUGCACCGCACACUGCACAACAUGAUGAAGAAGGUCUUCCUCCAGUUGAUUGCUGAGUUCAAACGCCUUGGCUCCACUGUUGUUUAUGGAAAUUUCAACAGAAUUAUCUUGUGUACAAAAAAGCGAAGGAUUGACGAUGCCAUAGGUUACAUUGACUACAUAACAAACAGCAUACACUCCAGAGAAAUCUUCCACUCUUUGUCGAUUUCAUUUUCUCAAUGUUGGGAGUUUUUGAUGUGGAUGGACCCAGCCAAUUAUGGAGGCAUAAAGGGCAAGUUGCCCACUAGCGUCUUAUAUGGCGAGGGGGGAACCAAGCUGACUAAAGCUGAAAAACAAGGAGAAGAUGACAGUGAGGAUGAAGAGGAGGAGGGUGCAGAGGAGGGUGACCAGGAUGGAGAGACAGAUGAGGUUGAAGAUCUGAUUGAGAGCAACUGGAACAUAAUGCAGUACCUUCCUCAAACUGCCUCCUGCCAGAAAUAUUUUCUGAUGAUUGUUUCUGCUUACAUUGCGGCCGUGUAUCACAGCAUGAAAGAGGAGAUUCGGCGUAAUGCGCCUGGAGCCACACCAAUAAAACGUCGAGGUGGAAGUCAAGUUACACAGCAAACUGUUGGGGACUUGAGUGCUCUUCCUGGAACCAUUUCUUUCUCUCAAGAAUACGUAUCUGGCGAGCUUACUCAGAACAUUUUUACCAUCACUCAAAAAAUCCAGAAGAAAGUGACAGGAACCAGAAAUGUGACCCAGCCAUCGGAGAUGUUCCCAGUUUUACCUGGUUCUUAUCUCCCACUAAAUAACCCAGCUCUGGAGUUUAUUAAAUAUGUCUGCCAGGUGUUGUCAUUGGAUCUCAACAUCACCAACCAAAUGAACAAAUUAAAAAGAGAUCUCCUGCGGCUUGUGGAUGUGGGGGAGUUUUCUGAUGAUGCCCAGUUUCGUGAUCCCUGUCAGUCCUACGUGCUGCCAGAAGUCAUUUGUCAUCACUGCAAUUUCUGUCGAGACCUUGACCUCUGCAAGGACCCUUCUAUAGCCCAGGACGGGUCAGUCUUGCCGCAGUGGUUUUGCUCAAAUUGCCAGGCUCAAUAUGAGACAGAGUCCAUAGAGAUGGCCCUGGUGGAGGCUCUGCAGAAGAAACUCAUGAGCUACACACUGCAAGACCUGGUUUGCAGCAAAUGUAAAGGAGUGAAGGAAGCCAACAUGCCUCUAUAUUGUAACUGUGCUGGGGAUUUUGAACUCACUUUCUCAACAAAGAGUUUCUCAGAGCAGAUCACAGUAUUUCAGAACAUUGCGUCCCACUACAACAUGAGCUUCUUGGGUGAGACCAUCGAAUGGCUGCUUGCUAUGAGUCCACAUUUGAGUCAAAAGACUCAAUAAAGUACCAUCUUGACACCAAGAUAUGAAAACCCAUAUACUGAAAUUGCGUUGUGUUACACUAAAAACAUGUUCAAUGAUCAAAUAAACAUACUGGGUACAUUUUUGUUUUUUAUUGUGGGCAUAUUUCUUGUACAGCAACAUCAGUUAUAAAUCAUAUGUAUGAGCUCUUUUAAAUGAGACAAAUUCACUUGGAAACAUAAAUAAAUAUGCGAAAAUUAA
Boleophthalmus pectinirostris (great blue-spotted mudskipper) is the source of this 7565-nucleotide messenger RNA. RefSeq names its product polymerase (DNA directed), epsilon (gene pole). Gene Ontology annotation, biological process: nucleotide-excision repair, DNA gap filling; DNA replication; base-excision repair, gap-filling. Lineage: Eukaryota; Metazoa; Chordata; Actinopteri; Gobiiformes; Gobiidae. Bases 474 to 7346 code for a protein of 2290 amino acids. Gene Ontology annotation, cellular component: epsilon DNA polymerase complex; nucleus. Gene Ontology annotation, molecular function: nucleotide binding; zinc ion binding; DNA binding. The transcript has 48 exons. The record is from RefSeq and is a predicted model, not a curated record.